ACCCUUCUGGUCAUGUGGCGUACAGAACUAUUCCGAUUUUCUCGAAAAGCUUAAAAUAUGAACGAAAAUACAAGUGACGUCACCACUGUAUUCUCAUGUAUUUUUUAUGUUCAAUGAGAUUCUUUGGGGCUUCUAACGUGUUUUUCGUAUUUAUUUGUUUACCUAUUGCUUAGGUAUGUCUUGUUUUUAAAAAUGGUAGAAACACUGAUAAAGUCUGAGUGAUUAAAGUGAAAAACGGUGAAAAGUGGUCAGGUUAGCAUCAAAGGAAGCCAUACUCUUGAAGAAAAUUUGCUGAAAGUUGGGGUAAAAUGAGUCAAAUGGAGUUGAGAUCAAGCAGAUCUCGUUCAAGAACUCCCUUUUUGAGCCAAGAGUUUAUUGAAAAAGAAGCAACUGUGACUGGAAAUCAUGUGGAAAAACUUGUUACUAGGGUGACCAGAAAAAGCACUGUUGUUAAGACCGACGAAAUCGCCUCCAGCUCAACAGACGAACUGAACACAAUGAGAAGAGAGUCUCCAAUUCAGACAAAACCCACCACCCGAAAGUCUGCUUCCAGAUCUUUGAGGAGUAGAGUCAUUAAGACCUCAGAUUAUUCCUCAGAGGAUGGAGAAAACGAAGUGAGCUCUUCCAGAACAAUCCGUCAGAACGAACAGAACCAAUUGAUGGAAGAUGCUAGGAGGGUUACCAAUGGUGGUACCGAGAGCCCCGCUUUGGAGCUCUAUAAAAAAAGCGGAAGAUAUUGGGACGUUUACCCUAAAACGGAUUGGACAUAUUCCUAUCACUCCAAAGACCGUUGCGAAAUAGCACCAGGCGUGGUCGCUAUGCCCAAUAUGUCUCGGAAAACUAUUCAUCCGUUAGACGAAAGCCCUUCUCAAUCUUUUGCGAUGUAUUCAGAGAACGUCUCGCAUAAGAAUAUUAAUACUGAGAACACCUACGUUACCAGUGCGAGAUACAGUGAGGAAGCCACAAGGAGAAGCGGAGCAUAUAAUAAUAAUUCUGAGGAUUUUUAUAUCAAAAGGCGAACCCACACUAAAUGGGGUUCUUUCAAACAAACUAUUUCAACAAUAGUUUCUACUAUUUUUACUACUAUUUAUACAAUUUUCUUCUAUUCGUUCCGGAUACAACGCAGCAUAUUUUCUUAUAUUCAUCACAUGGCGAGCAGAGUCAUGCUUUGGGACACUUACCUGUUAUGGAAGGCAAAACCUGGAGAUAAAACCACUAGGCUGUUACUUUUAUGUCUUUUACCACUUCUGUUAUUAGGAGGCGCUUGGUUUCUUACCAACAUGGGAGGUGUCAUUUAUGGCUUAUUAAGCAACUCUACAACAUUUAAAAUAAUAGGUACUGAUAAUAAUUUACUACAUCGACCGGAAAGAAAUAUAGAUCACAUAAAAACUGAAAGCCUAGAUUCUACACAAAACACACAUAAUAUAAAAAAUAUCGUAGUUGAAGAGAAAAUAGUAAAAAUUAUUGAAAAAGUACAUGUAGAACCUCCUACAGCCGAACAAAUUGCAGCUAGCUUUACCAAGGAGCAGAUUGAUGCUAUUGCUUUGGCUGUCAAAGAGUCCUUAAGUAUUAAACAUGAGCCAGUCAAUACAGAGGAAAUUGUAGAAAAAAUUAUUAAUAAUCCAAGUUUUACCAAUGUGAUUAAUAAUUAUCAACAAAUAAGCAACCAGCAAGAUACAGUUGAUAACACGGCAACAUUAAAAGAGCAUCAAACGCUAAUAGAAAAAUUAUUAAAAGAAAUUGAAAACAUGAAGCAAGAAAUUAUUUUAAACAACAAAUUAAGGCAUGACGAUUAUGCCAGAUUAUCACUCAAUAUGAGAAAGUGUUGCGAAAAACGUCCAGUGGUCAACGUUGAGGGCUAUGUAACAAAAAUUGUGACAAAUUUGCUAAAUAAUCCAGACUUUUUAAAUAAUCAACAUGGUCUAAAUGACUGGUUGAAGUCGAUGUUUAUUGCAAAAGAAGUACUCGAGCUACAUUUGGCCAACAUAACUGCCAAGAUGGAUUCAAAGAUGUCAGCCUUAGUAGACUCUAACAGCCAUACUAUCAUAGACAAGGUAGCUAUGAAAAUUAUGAGUGAAAAUUCUCAUGACCCUAUUGGAAAAAGUGAUGAGGCUUAUAUUAAAAGAAUUGUCAAAGAAUCUUUGGCGGUAUACGACGCGGAUAAAACUGGGCUGGUGGAUUACGCCAUGGAAAAUAUGGGUGGACAGAUACUGACGACCAGGUGUACGGAGAUUUAUAAUCAUGGAAAAGCAGUAGUUUCAGUGUUUGGAAUUCCAUUGUGGCAAGUUUCUAAUACACCAAGAACGGUAAUUACACCUACUAUUGCUCCCGGUGAUUGUUGGGCAUUUCAAAAUUUUCCUGGAUUUGUUGUGAUCAAGUUAAGUAGCAUGAUUAACGUCGAGGCCUUUUCCAUUGAGCAUAUAUCGAAGUUACUGCUACCUGAUGGGAAAAUGGAUUCGGCGCCCAAAGAGUUUGAAGUUUAUGGCUUAAGAGAGGAAAAUGAUAAAGAACCCGUACUUCUGGGGCAAUAUAAGUUCGAUUAUGAUGGUGAACCGUUGCAAUUCUUUCCCGUAGAACAACCCAAUCAGGUGUUUGAUAUGGUGGAACUAAGGAUUGUCUCAAAUCAUGGAAAUCCCAAUUAUACUUGUUUGUAUAGGUUUAGAGUUCAUGGAAAGCUACACCAUGCGCAAGAGAGAUGAUUCUAGACUUACAUAAGUCUUGGUGUGCUUGUUGUUCAUCGUGUUUAAUAUAUAUUUUGGCCACUGUAUCUGUUUAGUGUAAAUGUGUGGUUUGAAUUUGUUGGUUUUUUUAAGUAAAAAUGAUCAAUCUAUUUUUAUGAGUUAUAGCUUUUUGAAUUCAAACUAAAGUAUUAUUAUAUCUGAAAUCACGAUAUUUAAGCCGUUUACCAUGAACGUAAGAAGUUUUGCAUGUUUUAUUACAUCAACGUUUUAAGUGUAAUAUUAACGAUAUACAUAUUUCUUGAGCGAGUUACAGAAAGUUAUGCCUUUUUACAUUUUUAUAUUUAUAUCCAAUUGAAGUAUUGAAAACUAUUUUUAUGUAUGGCUUUAUAAUGUUUAAAUGAGUGCUUUAUAGCUUGUAUGCAGAUUUUUUUGCCAAAGAGAUUACAUUGUUAGGUAGAAGUAUAUGGAGGUAGCUGCUUUUUACUUUUGGACUAAAAAUUCAACUUAUAACAAAAAAUUACGCUAAAACGCUCUGAUUAUAGUUAUAUUGGUGUAAAUAAUUUUCUUUUGUUUAAAGUAGAUUAUAAGAUUAUAGAUCUAAAAUGUUUUUAACGUACUUAAAUAAGUGGUAAAUUAUCGACUUUUUGUAUAUUUUUGUAUGGUAUAACUUAUUUUUUCGCAUGUUUGUAUAUAAGUUUAUAUGUCACUAACAUUAUUCUUUUUUUUGUGGAAACCUAGUCCUUGUUACUAAUCUUUAAUUUAUAUGACUAUAUCUCUAAAAGUAGCACAUAACACUUAAUGUUAUUAUGUUUUUCCCUCACCAAUUUCUUGUAGAUAUUCUUAGGUUUAAAUAAUAUACAUUGUACGAUCCAGUGCUCAUUACCCAGUGAGUAUUAAAGCUAAUAGCGGAACGCUUUUAGAUCGAUCUUAGAAGAUUUUACUUAGAAGACUUAGAAAUUUGUCUUUUUUGAAAAAGUUUCUUAUUAGUAUAAAAAUUUGCAAAAAUACAUUUAUUGGGUAGUGCGUUUAUUUUUGUAUUCACGUAUAUUAUAAUGUUAGUAAUUUUGUUCAGAACGCUAGUACAAACAAACUAUAAUUAUAUAAGCCUUAAAAUUGCAUAAGUGGUCCUUUAACCGUACAAAAUUGACUAUAGUUCACCGUUUAAAUAACUAAUAAAUACAUAUCGUGCCUUAUUUUUUAUGGUCAUGACAUAAGUGCUCAUUUGCACAAUGAUAAAAUAGCUAGUCAGGCAAAGUUGUUAAAUGCAGCUCAAAUCCAAUAAACUCUGAGCAAUUUAUAGUAUUAGAGUAUUUUAGAGCAACGAUCUUUUUUUGUUAUAUAUUUUUGACUAAUCUUUUAUAAUUUGAAAAAUUCAGUGUUGUUAUAAUUUAUCAAAAUAAAGUAAUUUUUUUGUUAAAUUA
Molecule: messenger RNA, 4102 nt
Organism: Anthonomus grandis grandis
Lineage: Eukaryota; Metazoa; Arthropoda; Insecta; Coleoptera; Curculionidae
Gene: koi
Product: klaroid protein
Exons: 6
Coding region: 309-2699 (796 amino acids)
Biological process (GO): nuclear envelope organization
Cellular component (GO): nuclear envelope; meiotic nuclear membrane microtubule tethering complex
Molecular function (GO): protein-membrane adaptor activity
Source: RefSeq, a predicted model, not a curated record